UUGUUUAUUUUAGUGCAACGCGAAAGGGACAUAUUUUUCAUAGCUGGUUUAAGGCGAGAAAUCCAACCCUUCUUGUCUUUGACUUUCGGCGUGGCUGGUUAUAGAAAGAAUUGUUUCGAGAUCUUUGCAAAGUCAUUAAGUCAUUUUUGUUAAGUCAUUAACUGUUUGUUAUAUAAUUGAUAUGCGGAAUCUGUGUGAGUUAGUAAACUUAAGUGUAGAUUCAAAAUGUAGUUCAUGGUAAAAGGUUGAAGUCGUUGAAAAAACUUUAUAAUUAGUCAGACGUAUUUGCGUACCAAUUGCAUGUAGCUACACUUCCCCCUGUGAAGCAUUUCUUUUUAAAUUCUCUAUGUUCGAUUGCGUACUCUCGAUUUCGCUCUCAAUCUCUUGCCUUUGUUUUUCAACAUAACGCAUAUGUAAGAGCAGCUUUGUGAAUUUGUUUUUGCUUUUACUUUUGCUACAAUAUCUCAAUUUCGUCUACAGUUUGACUUUAUUCUCUGAGAUGUUCGUUUGCUCCGUCGGAUGGAUGAGAUUAUUGAGUGUUGUUUAGUAAACAAUAAUUUUUUGUGUUGGUAUUAUUUAUUGUAUUGUUUUUUUCUUCGCUCUAAAGUGCAAACAAAUGAAUGUGUAUAAAAAAUAUCUGCACUCACACAUUAAUGCAAAAUAAGGAAGAACUUAAUAGAAUGUAUAUACACGAACAUAUAUGAAAUAUAUGGAAUUAGAGAAGAAAAAAAAAAAAAGUGUUUUACGGAUAUCUAUGAAGUGAAAAAAGUAGCCAGACAAAUUUCGUUUUAUAACUCUUUGAAAGCCAUAAAAAGCACCAUUGAAAUUCGAAGCAAAGAGAAAAGGGCGACACUAAAACAAUAAAAAUGUAUACACUACUAGUAUAAAUAUUUAGAUGAUAUUGUGUUGAAUAUAUGCUGCUGCGUUAAAAGAGUUUUUAUAUCUACUUAAGAAAAGCAGAGGGAAACGUUAAUGAAUUCGAAGAAACGCAACAACAAUAAUAUACAGUAAAGAGAAAAAGAAAGACGUAAAUUAAUUAAAAUUAAAAUAUUGUUAGCCAUUUUGGACAUGUCAUGUCAGCAAGCUUCCAGAUUUAUAACCAACAAGUCUAAUCGCAUCAACAACAAUACUGGCAUAAGAAUUAACAGCAGUGACGUCAUUAAUAAUAAUAAAAACAACGUUGAAAAUACUACAAAGCAAUCAUCGGCUAUCGUAGCUGAUGAUCCAUAUGUGUUCACAGAAACUGUGCCAAACCUACCGCCCGUUUUAUUUAAUAUACAGAAAUCGCGUACCAGGUUAAGUGAUCUAAAUGGUUCAUCUGCUAGCAUAAUAACGGUGCCGACGUCGAACAUAGUUGCGGCAAAAUCUCCAAUAACAAAUCAACAAGAAAAGUUACCAUUAACACGUUAUGCAAAUAUUAAGGUAGCAGCAACUGCAGCAGUUUCCUCAGCCGAGCGAACGCAAGCUCAGCAAGCAUUUGUGGUAGCGCCUGUUAACGCCAACACAAUUGCAACCUUACCUGUAGUUAAAACACUGACAACCACAUCAGCAACAAUAGUAGACUUUAACAACUUUAACAAAGGUGUAAUAAGACAAGCACCACAGGCAGCGGCAAAAACAACAGCUCAGCUUUCAAACGGUAAUAAAAAGUUAACGAACAUAUGCAUUGUUAGACCGCAGCAGCAGCAGCAGCAGCCGCAGCAGCAGCAUCAGCAAUUGUAUCAGACACAGCAGCAAUAUAGUUAUGGGAACUCGCCCGUGACAGAAGAAAUCAAAUCGAUAAUAUCACCACCGCCGCCACCAUCUCUUCAACCACCACCACUUUAUACACCUACACCGUCGUUAUGGCAGACUCCAUUGCUAUUAGAUACGGCAUCAUCGAUGACGACUUGUGGAAGCGCGCCCGUCUCGUCGCCCAUAUUAACGGUAAGUUUACCACCCACUUCGCAGAGUACUGGUGGUGGCUCUUCCGGUACUACAGCGAUGGCUAAAGUGGCUCCGAUUGUGGUGCACACAUCUCCACUCCCGCCAGCAAGCCUUAACGCAAAAUUGCCGCCCUCAAAAUUCCAUCAGAACACGACGGCUCAGCAACUGAACAAGAUCGAAUGUCUGAAGAAGCCCAAAAAAAUAACAACAAGUUCGAAAAAUCCACAUCCUCCACCACUACAAGCUUUCGACAAUCCCUUGAAACAUUCCAAUAGUGAAAGUUUGAACAAAAUACCGGUUAAUGUGAUAUUUCGGAUGUCAGCAGCCGCUGGUCAGGUUUCGGAAGAAAAAUCAGAUAAAGCUUCGCUGUCAAGCAAUGCAAAAGCUGUGGCGCCAUCGGCUGCUUUGCCCCCAGCAAACAAACAGAUCAAAGAAAUGAAAAAUGUACCCGCCUCGAAUGAUAUUUUAGCCAGCAUGGCACAGGAUACAAAGUCUUCCACUAAAGCAGAGCACACAGCACAGGCUCUCAAUGCUGAAACUGAAAUUGCAGCCGCAAUUAUCUCCAACCGUAUUCAAAUGGCGGUAACUACGAAAACGCCACCGCAAGGCACACCGUCGUCAGCCGUACUUCCAGCCUCGCAAAAGAAAGCACGAAAAGUACUCAAUCUGGAUUAUCCAACUUGGCAGACAGGAAGUACUUUAAAAGGGGCUGUGGCCGUAAUAAAAAUGUCGCAAGAAGAAGUGAACAACGAUAUCAGUUUGCUGGCCACCGAUACUGGUUUGCCGUAUUGCCUGCAAAAUAAUUGGUUGCUGCAAGUGCCAAAGUAUGUCGCCUCCUCGGUCGAUGAAUGUGAUCUGAAAAAUGCUCAAUUAAAUCACUCUCUCGCUCGAGAAGAACGCCUUGGCUUGUACAAGCAGCAGCUGAGACGUCAGGCAAUGCAAUUGCUGUCCAUAAGAUCGCUGCAAGGAUUACCUAUGCAAUUGGCUAAGAGACGUCUGCUAUGUGUCGAUCGUCUUUUGAGAAAAUAUAAUAAUCAGGAGAUGCAAGAACCGUUUAAACAUCUCAAACUUUGUUGUGUAAACGGUUGCAAAGCAUGGAGUCUUGAAAUGGGCUCGCACUGCCCUAAACAUAUUGUACAUAAUGGAGUUCAGCAAAUUUUUGCCCCGUGUACAGCAAAGUUUGCUGAUAACACACAAUGCAAAAUGCCUGCUUUUGAUGUAACGCACAACUUGCCGUUAUGUUCUGUACAUGCUCGAAAACGAAUCGCAUACAAUCGUUUCGUAGAUGAACGAAAACUUCAGCGGAUAUCGCCGACCCGAGUCUUAAUGCCGGAACCACGAAUGAAAUUCCAAGGAAAGCCACAGCAUCAAAGUCAGCUUCAGCUGCAGUCUAACGUGAAACGCACAAUUUUGCAAACAGAUGCAACGGCUGCGCGAAAGCGUAAGUUAUCUGGCAGUCAUAGCGGCGCAUCUGCCCGACCUCAGAAGAGGAGUAAAAAAGCUGCGCCGACAAAUCUCAUAGUAUCGCCGGCGAAUGUAACGCAAUUGCCGCCAUUAUCGACGGUGUUGAAGAGGAAGAGUAGCACGACAUCUUUGGAAUCCAUAGCCAGUAACUCGCAUCAGUCGUCAUCGUCGUCGUGUAGUAAUUCUCAAAUUGUGAAUGCCGUACAACAGCAAUACACUAAUACAUUAGCACCGCCUGCAUUAGUACCACUUUGUGGUAGUAUUAACGGCAGCACCCUGCAGUUGUCGCAAACUUUACUGAAUUUUGGUUUGAGUAAUCAAAAAAACUGCUCCCCUUUUAUUUCCCACGAAAUGAGCGAAUUGGCGACACAAUUUUGCAUGACAACGUCGCAAAAUCAGUUGAACUAUUUCAAUACUAAUUCCAAUUCAAAUUUUACGUCAUCCGGUAUGGGAUCCACUACAUCUUUGCCAACGGCCGAUGAUUUCAUUUCUCAAGACAUGUUAAGUAUGUGCGAAAAUAGUUCUGCUAGCUCGGAAGAUACCGGUUUGGGUGGAUUAAGCGACCCGGAAUUAAUGCUGGGAACUGGUACAGAUCCAGAUGAUAUACCGUUGGGUGACGCACCACUGCUCGAAGAACAUGAUUUAGCUAAUGUGUUGAAUUCUUUACCAGAAGAUGCAUUUAAGGAAUUAUUUACUACCGUACAUCAAGAUGAAAGCGACGAAAUUGAACGUGCUAUUGAAAUAGCUGAUAAAAAUCUAAAAACUUUGCAGCAAACAAUUGGAUCCGGUUUGGGGGAUUUUUUGAAUUUCGGUGACGACAUCUUGGCGGACACGACGGGUGAUUUUUCAAGCGUUAAUGUAAGUAAUGUAAGCCCUUCGUUAACUACGGGCUUUACCGAUAGUUCAGUUCUGUUCAUGGAUAGCACAAACAAUAGUUGUCACAAUCUAAAUGAUAUACGCGGAUUAGUGCAAACCUAGAUAAGCACAGGAUCGGUGAGCUUUUCGUAAAUUAAUUUAUAUGAAUUUCUUUUUAAUAAUGAACGAGCUCUUUGUUCAUUCGAAAUGAACUUUGCGGAACAGGAUUCGAAUUUUUUUCAAUUUGAUGUUUCUAUUUCUCUUCUUGAUUCAUUUUAAAAUCAUAAUUAUCUACGGAGAAA
Messenger RNA from Glossina fuscipes, 4547 nucleotides. RefSeq lists its product as uncharacterized. The record is from RefSeq and is a predicted model, not a curated record. The transcript is spliced from 7 exons. Gene Ontology annotation, cellular component: nucleus. Lineage: Eukaryota; Metazoa; Arthropoda; Insecta; Diptera; Glossinidae. The coding region runs from base 1069 to 4368 and encodes 1099 amino acids.